This is a messenger RNA of Scaptodrosophila lebanonensis, 558 nucleotides long. Its product is annotated as larval cuticle protein A2B-like. Gene Ontology annotation, cellular component: extracellular matrix. The coding region runs from base 1 to 558 and encodes 185 amino acids. The record is from RefSeq and is a predicted model, not a curated record. The transcript is spliced from 2 exons. NCBI's taxonomy places the organism in Eukaryota, Metazoa, Arthropoda, Insecta, Diptera, Drosophilidae.
AUGGCCUUCAAGUUUGUUUUCGCACUCGCCUUCGUGGCCGUCGCCAGCGCCGGCUAUGCGCCUCUGGCGGUGCCGCAGGUCUACCAUGCCAGUGCUCCGGUGGCCACCUAUGGUGCCCCCGUGGCCGUGGCCCAGAAGGUGCUCGUGAAGUCGCACGAGGAGUACGAUCCCCAUCCCCAGUACCGUUUCUCGUACGGUGUCGAUGACAAGAUCACCGGCGACUCCAAGAGCCAGGUGGAGGAGCGCGACGGAGACAUCGUCCGUGGCGAGUACUCCCUGAUCGAUGCCGAUGGCUACAAGCGCACCGUUCAGUACACCUCCGAUCCCCACAAUGGUUUCAAUGCUGUGGUGAACCGCGAACCCCUCGUCAAGGCCGUCGCUGUGAAGACCGUUGCUGCUGCCCCCGUCGCCCACUAUGCUGCCCCCGCUGUGGCCCACUAUGCCGCACCAGCUGUGGCCCACUAUGCCGCCCCCGCUGUGGUCAAAACUGCUCACUAUGCCGCGCCCACCGCCUCCUAUGCCAGCUAUGCCGCUCCCGCAUACGCUUACCAUCAUUAA